AUGAGCGAAGAUGAGAAACACCCCAAGAAGACGGCAUCCCUAGCAGAGCAAGAGGAAGGCAACAAUGCCGACCGUGACUGCAAUGAAACUGUUAGCUGUGGUGGAUCUUCCUUGGAAGGUUCCAGCGAAUUUGCUGAUGAGGAAAUGGCGACCAAGGACAAGCCAAGCGGACUUGAGCGGUCUCAUUCGCUAGGCGACAGACCGUUGCUUGCCCCUCGCAGCUUUAUGCGUCAAGUACGAGGCUCUCUGAGGAGUGCUUGGCGAAGCAUGACAGGGCAUCCAAGACACGAACCGGAGUCUGAGGUUGGUGGCAACUACGUUAACGCCAAUGGCUCUCAACACCAAGAUUACAACAACGCAGAGAAUCAGGCUAACGAAGAACCUCUUCACCCGAAAAUCAUUGCCUACAUGAGAAAUCAUGGUGCAGCCAGUCUUGCGAGGCUCCAAGAUGAGAUUCAUGUCCCUGAAGCAUCCGUUGCUCCGGCUAGUAGAACUACGUCUGAUCCACGGCAAUCUCUGCCUGGCGCAUACCGCAUCCAACCAGGUGGUGUUGAGCGAAAUGCUUCUGACUUGGUGUCAAGACACAGUUGUGAUGCGAUGACCUUGUAUUCUGUCGACAACAAUAGUUAUCAGCUGGCGGUCCGGUCCACAAUCCACGUCCCUCGGGCCAGCUUGGUGGAUGAUGGUCCAGGCUCCAGACCAGACGAACCCCAAGUUUAUCACGCCUCACCUGUGCUGGUGCAGGAUGGUAUGGAAGAUGCAUUGGUUCUUACUCGUCGCACUCUUCGUUGCUUCAUCCUGGCAGCCUUGUUGAUUCUCGCGACGCUGUGUACAGCUCUGUUUUUUGCUCUCACUGCUACUAGUAAUCAAGGUGCCGGCGUCGCGGGUUCACUGUCUCCCAGCCGCAGUCCGACAUACCAAGCACCACCGGCUAGCGAGGACGUGACGGAACCUGGGCUUGGUGGUGUACAUGAAUACAAUCCAGAGGUGAUAGUCAACCACGAGUCUUCCGGGAUGAAUGAUGAGUUGCCCAAUCUCGAGUCCAUCCUCACCGUUGAAAAGACUGUGCUUCCAGCAAGCACAGGCCCAAGCUACAGCCCUACAGAUGCACCGCAACAACAAACGUUCAGCAUGAUUCCAAGCUACACUCCAACUGAUCAAAAGACCGAAGAAACUGCAACUCCCACAAUAGUAGAGACCCAAUCCUCUGUCGCUCCUUCUUUGCACCAUUCAACAACUCCUUCUUCGGCUCCCUCAAUCGCCCCUUCACAGCAUCCGUCAAUCGCUCCUUCCCAUCUUCCUUCUUCGGCUUCUUCAAGUCCCACGGUUUCGCUCACGGCUUCUCCUUCAUUUAAUCCUUCCAUUGCCCCCACUCCAAAAUCGACAGUUGAACCACCGACAAUUCCAAUUCUCACCGAGGCGACUAUUUCUCCUACUCAGCAACUCCACUCAUCGCUCCCAACAAUUCGCCCGAGUCUGGAAGAGACUACUCUUCGACAGACACAACCGCCGACGCAGAUCAAAGUCCCCCCGACCUUGCCGUCUUCAGCACCGUCGACUCGCCGAACGGGCUCGCCUUCUUCGUCGCCAACCGAAGAUCCCAGCACACAAGCUCCAAGCGAUGUGCCAACGACAAAUCAACCCUCGCAACCUCCAUCCCAGGUCGCGACGAUUCCGCCAAGCGCGGUCCCUACAACCGAAGCACCUACCCGUCGACCCUCCCCACUUGCAACCUUAGCGCCAUCUGUGCAACCAACAUCAUAUCCAACGUCCAAGCCAACCCCGGCUCCGAUCUCUACGAUUAGCAUCUCCAUUCAAUUGACUCAGAGACCAUCCGUGGCAGCAACAAAGUCGCCAUCUGCCGAGCCAACUCCAGAGCCAACGCCAUCACCAACCCCAGAGCCGACUCGGGCAAACUUUGGUGGAAACAACGGCGACGGAGGUAACAGCAACAAUGAUAAUACAGGGGCAGCCGCCCAGGCUCUUCCUAGUGAUUCAGAGCUUUCCGGCGCCGCAGCCUCAGACCGCAAUGGUGGAAGCAGCAGCAGCAGCAGCAACAACGGUCAGUCGUCUUCCAACAAUGACAACGACGGACGUGGGAAUGAUGGCGGCGACAGAGACAAUGGAAACAAUAGAAACAAUGACGGCGAUGAGAAUAACGGUGGUGGUGGCUCAGGAGGAGGUGGAUCUGGCUCAGGAGGUGGAUCCGGGGGAGGUGGCUCUGGGGGAGGCGGUGGAUCCGGAGGAGGUUCAGGGGGAGGUGGAUCUGGCUCUGGAGGAGGCGGUGGAUCCGGAGGAGGUUCAGGUGGAUCUGGGGAGGGGUUGGGGGAGGUGGCUCUGGAGGAGGCGGUGGAUCCGGAGGUGGAUCUGGAGGAGGUUCAGGGGGCGGACGAGGCGGAUCUGGGUCUGGAGGAGGUGGAUCCGGAGGCGGCGGCGGAUCUGGAGGAGGCGGUGGAGGUGGAAACAUGA
Messenger RNA from Seminavis robusta, 2469 nucleotides. NCBI's taxonomy places the organism in Eukaryota, Bacillariophyta, Bacillariophyceae, Naviculales, Naviculaceae. The record is from the annotation of a GenBank genome assembly.